Messenger RNA from Myxocyprinus asiaticus (Chinese sucker), 960 nucleotides. RefSeq names its product ribonuclease inhibitor-like. The record is from RefSeq and is a predicted model, not a curated record. Lineage: Eukaryota; Metazoa; Chordata; Actinopteri; Cypriniformes; Catostomidae. Gene Ontology annotation, molecular function: protein binding. The transcript has 6 exons. The coding region runs from base 1 to 960 and encodes 319 amino acids.
AUGGGGACGGCGGAUGACCCCGAGGCAUUCCUGGAUCUGUUCGAGCGCACCGCCAAGAUCUGGGGUUGGCUGCUUGGCCAUCUGAUGAGCUGUAAUCUGACAGAAAAAAGUUGUUCAGCACUGGCCUCAGUUCUCAGCUCAAACUCCUCAAGUCUGAGAGAGCUGGACCUGAGUAACAAUGACCUGUGGGAUUCAGGAGUGAAGCUGCUCUCUGAUGCACUGAAGAUUCCUCAAUGUACACUGGAGAAACUGAGAUUAUCUGGCUGUAUGGUGACAGAGGAAGGCUGUUGUUAUGUGGCUUCAGCUCUAAGUUUAAACCCCUCACACCUGAGAGAGCUGGAUCUGAGCUACAAUCAUUUAGGAGAAUCAGGAGUCAAACUGCUCUCUGAGAGACUCAACGAUCCAAACUGCACACUGGACAAACUCAAACUUGCAGGCUGUAAUCUCACUGAUGAGUGCUGUGAAAGUUUGUCUUCAGUUCUACAAUCAUCAUACUCCCUGAGAGAACUGGACCUGAGUAACAAUGACCUGCAGGAUUCAGGAGUGAAGCUGCUCUCUGAUGCACUGAAGAGUCCUCGCUGUACACUGGAGAUACUGAGAUUGGCAGGUUGUAAUCUCACUGAUGGGUGCUGUGAAAGUUUGUCUUCAGUUCUACAAUCAUCAUACUCCCUGAGAGAACUUGACCUGAGUAACAAUGACCUGCAGGAUUCAGGAGUGAAGCUGCUCUCUGAUGCACUGAAGAGUCCUCACUGUACACUGGAGAUACUGAGAUUAUCUGACUGUAUGGUGACAGAGGAAGGCUGUUGUUCUGUGGCUUCAGCUCUGAGUUCAAACCCCUCACACCUAAGAGAGCUGGAUCUGAGCUACAAUCACCCAGGAGAAUCAGGAGUCAAGCUGCUCUCUAAAAGACUCAACGAUCCAAACUGCACACUGGACAAACUCAAGUAUGUUGAGCUGUAA